This is a messenger RNA of Lolium perenne, 1643 nucleotides long. RefSeq lists its product as uncharacterized. The record is from RefSeq and is a predicted model, not a curated record. NCBI's taxonomy places the organism in Eukaryota, Viridiplantae, Streptophyta, Magnoliopsida, Poales, Poaceae.
ACCUCCUCGAAACCCAGGACCGAGCGGCGAUCCUCUCCUCGACAAGUUGAAACCCUAGCACACGCACCCGUUUUGUUGACGAACGGCGGCGCACCUCGCUCUCCUUCCUUCCGGCCUCCUCCCAGAGGGGAGGAUACGCGGGCCGCUGCCCUCCAUCCCUCGAUCUGUACAGCAGCAUGCGUCCUAGUAAGGAUCCGAAGGAGCUGGAGAAGAUGAUCACUGUCGCCACUUCCUCUCAGUCCUUUGACCAAUCUCUUGGCAUCCCUAAAUGGUUUAUGCUUGACAGUUCACUUGUCCUUGGAAAGCUUGUCAAUUGCACAAAGGCCACAUUCCACUCAGAUGCGGGUUUGGAAUUUUCUAUUUCCCUUCAGUGUGCUAUUCCGCCAGCAUCCUCCUAUGUACACCUUGACUGCGCACAGGCCGUGACACCCCCCACAGAGGAGCACGGCUUCUAUGGGGCUUCCUCCGUUGUUGCCGCCGAUGGAGAAGUACUGCUUGUUCGUAUCGUGGUGCCUGUGAAAGGGAAGUAUGGGUACAACUAUCCUGUAGAGUACUUCAUCUAUGCACCCUGCCUGCAAACCCCCCCAAUUGAGCGCCUACCUUGUAUGGAUGAUGAGUGGGCACGAUGGCCUGGGGUUCUUGGUAUCGCUCACUGCGGCAAGUGUGUUAUGGUUGUUGGCUUUAGAAAAAUUUUAGUUGUCGACAAUACAUGUAAAGGUGCCCGCAAGGAGUUAGUUCAACUUGGUCGGUUCUGCUCAGGUGCCAAAAACUGGGAUGUGGAAGAAAUAGAGUUGCCUUACGACCAUGACAAUGGGCUGGAGCCAUUUCAGUGGGACACUGCCUUCGCUUUCUCAUAUGGCAACAGGAUGUCCUUUGUUGAUUAUAAUACCGGUCUGAUGUUCUGCGAUAUUUUUAGUGAUUCUCCUAACCUCCAGUACGUCAAAUUCCCUGUACCGGUGAGAAAAGUAAACUUCAGUGUUGAAGAUAAUGAUCAAGAAGAAGGUGUACCGAUCGAAUCAUAUAGGAAUGUUGGUAUCUGUGAGGGAAAAAUCAAGUUUGUUAGUGUUGAUAGUUGCUGCAACAAGACCACUGGACCCAUCAUCAAGACAUGGACACUGUGCAUUCCGGGGAUGGUCUGGGAAAAAGAUAGCAUCCUCGAUGUCAAACACCUGUGGGCAACAGCCUUUAAAGCUUCCCGCCUACCUCUAUGGGUUCCGCGGUUUCCUGUUGUGGAUGCACAAGACCCAGACAUACUACACUUCGUAUUGCUGGGGCCAAAUUAUCAUGACAGGGUGUGGAUAGUCACUAUUGACAUGAAGACGGCGACACUGAAGUCCUACAAGAACUACCGUAAUGCUGAGCAGCGUGACGAAUACAAAGGAAUAUUUAUGUACAAACCCUUCCUAUGCAGCGUGCUAUCUAAAUACACAGUGGGGCCAUCAGAUUGGCAGGUUGACGAAAACAGAGCAAUGAUGUGGAGAGCAGCAGCUAUGGAGGAGACAGAUUCAGAACAUGAGGAUGCAAGCUGCCGGAGCAUGGAAAUGUAUUAUUCGGAUGAUGAGGAUCGUAUGACGGAUGAUGAGGAUCGGAGACGGGUUGUUGAGUAUGACAAUGUUUUCAUGGAAUGAUAAUGUGAAAUUGUA